GCCAUUUUGCUGCUGAGCACCAAGAGAGAAAGACAGCACAUAUUUCUCCGUGGGACACUCCUCAUAUUGGUGGGUGAGAAAUGGGCGACUGGAGUUUCCUGGGGAACAUCUUGGAGGAGGUGAAUGAGCACUCCACCGUCAUCGGCAGAGUCUGGCUCACCGUGCUUUUCAUCUUCCGGAUCCUCAUCCUUGGCACGGCCGCGGAGUUCGUGUGGGGGGAUGAGCAAUCCGACUUCGUGUGCAACACCCAGCAGCCUGGCUGCGAGAACGUGUGCUACGACGAGGCCUUUCCCAUCUCCCACAUCCGCCUCUGGGUGCUGCAGAUCAUCUUCGUCUCCACCCCGUCCCUGAUGUACGUGGGGCAUGCCGUGCACUACGUCCGCAUGGAGGAGAAGCGCAAAAGCCGCGAGGCAGAGGAGCUGGGCCAGCAGGCGGGAGCUAACGGCGGUGAGAGGGGGCCCCUCAGCCCGGACCAGGGCAGCGUCAAGAAGAGCAGCGGCAGCAAAGGCACCAAGAAGUUCCGGCUGGAGGGGACCUUGCUGAGGACCUACAUUUGCCACAUCAUCUUCAAGACCCUCUUUGAAGUGGGCUUCAUCGUGGGCCACUACUUCCUGUACGGGUUCCGGAUCCUGCCUCUGUACCGCUGCAGCCGGUGGCCCUGCCCCAAUGUGGUGGACUGCUUUGUGUCCCGGCCCACAGAGAAGACCAUCUUCAUCCUGUUCAUGUUGUCUGUGGCCUCUGUGUCCCUCUUCCUCAAUGUGAUGGAGUUGGGCCACCUGGGCCUGAAGGGGAUCCGGUCUGCUUUCAAGAGGCCCGUAGAGCAGCCCCUAGGGGAGAUUCCUGAGAAAUCCCUCCACUCCAUUGCUGUCUCCUCCAUCCAGAAAGCCAAGGGCUAUCAGCUCCUAGAAGAAGAGAAAAUAGUUUCCCACUAUUUCCCCUUGACCGAGGUUGGGAUGGUGGAGACCAGCCCACUGUCUGCCAAGCCUUUCAAUCAGUUCGAGGAGAAGAUCAGCACAGGACCCCUGGAGGACUUGUCCCGGGGCUACCAAGAGACACUGCCUUCCUACGCUCAGGUCGGGGUGCAGGAAGUGGAGGGCGAGGGGCCACCUGCAGAGGAGGGAGCCGAACCCGAGGUGGAAGAGAAGAAGCAGGAAGAAGAGAGGCUGACCACGGAGGAGGAGGAGAAGCUGGCUGUGCCAGAGGGGGAGGAAGCAGAGACCCCCGGAGUGGGGAAGGAGGGUGAAAAAGAAGAGCUGCAGUCGGAGAAGGUGUCAAAGCAAGGGCUGCCAGCUGAGAAGACGCCUUCACUCUGUCCGGAGCUGACAACAGAUGAUGCCAGACCCCUAAGCAGGCUGAGCAAAGCCAGCAGCCGAGCCAGGUCAGACGAUCUAACCGUAUGAAGUGAUGCCAAA
This is a messenger RNA of Piliocolobus tephrosceles (Ugandan red Colobus), 1412 nucleotides long. RefSeq names its product gap junction protein alpha 8 (gene GJA8). The record is from RefSeq and is a predicted model, not a curated record. The coding region runs from base 81 to 1400 and encodes 439 amino acids. Gene Ontology annotation, cellular component: connexin complex. NCBI's taxonomy places the organism in Eukaryota, Metazoa, Chordata, Mammalia, Primates, Cercopithecidae. The transcript has 2 exons. Gene Ontology annotation, biological process: cell-cell signaling; gap junction-mediated intercellular transport. Gene Ontology annotation, molecular function: gap junction channel activity.